UCUAAGACACGACUAGACAUUUUUCGUACAGUGUAAAAGAGCUCUGCUGCUGCGGUGGCAACUCCAACAGAGAGAAAGAGAGGGAGAGCAAGCCGGGGCCCCAGCUCGAGGGAACUAAAUGCGGCAGCAACGGCAGCCUGCAAUCAGUCCAGAGCCUCCGCUCGUGCCAACCGCAUCCAACUGCAUCCAUAUCCAUAACCAUAUCCAUAUCCGUAUCCGCAUUCGUACCCUCAAUUCAAAUCGAUAUUUGUUUGUUUUUUUCUGUGUUAAAGUGCAAAUUUGCAAAAUUUUUGUUGUCAAAAAUUUGUGUUAAAAAAUAGUUUUUUUUUGUCGUUAUUUGGGUAAACAUUUAAUAAAAAUAAUAAUAACAAUUGGCCGCAGACCGCAAAUAAAACGCGUUUAAAACCCCGCGACAAGUGACUUUAUGCAGAAGCGCCGCGGCAGCCGCAACUUGAUCUUUCCGUAAAAUUAUAAACAACAAUAAACAAUACAAAAAAAAAAAAACGAACUAUAUAAACUGCUCAAAUAUUUGCCAACUUGCCAACUUGUGCCGUUGUCUCAGCGAUCAUCUCCGUCUCGAGUUACGAAAGCCCCCCGAAGGCGACGUCUCUGAUAAGAAGCAGAAAAAAAACACCCAGCAGCCGCAGUCGCAGCAGCAGUCUCUUUUGCCAUGGAAGUGGAAUGCGAUUUGGGUGAUAUUCAGAAUGAGGAAUUGUUGAGAAAAAUGUGGCAGCAAUCGGAGGACAGCGAACGCAAAAAGCAAAUCCGAUCGCAUCUCUACAAGCUGCGCGAGUCGCGACUUUGCAAUCUCUAUAGGCACGAACCGGAUCAUACUAACGCGACCAUGUCGGAAACACCUAAUGGCAAUGGAACCCUGGCCGGGUAUGGUGCCAAGGGUCCACUGGCCUCCAGUCAUGGGGAUGCUCUACUCGAUCAGAACUUCCAGAGUCUCAAGUCGAAGGAGGUACGGGAUUCGACCAGUCCCACUCAUGAGCUGCGGUUCCAUUCGAUGACCCUGACGCAACCGAAUACCACCGGCUGGGAUGUCCAGACCUCCUCGGAAGUUAGUCCCGAUGGCAGGGCCUAUCGCACCGAAACUCUGGCCAAGACAGAUGGUGUGGAGAAGCUCAAUGGCGGUGGCCUGGCCGAGUUCAAGGGCAGAAACGAACAGCGAUCGAGCGCCUCGCAUCAGGGCGAUGACAAAAACUUUGUGAAGCAGGCCUCGGAGAGCUCCAAGACCCAGCUGCAGGAGAAGGUGGUCUUUGGCGAUGAGAGCAGCGGUCGCACCGAAAUGAAGAUGAGCUCUACAUCCACCUCGUCCUCCUCAAAGGUGGUAUCUUCCUCCUCAACUGUGGAAUAUGGUGAUGAGCCGCGCUAUCUGCUCGAUGGGCAGGAGAAGCCCCAGCAGCAGCAACAGCAGCAGCAGCUGCACCAGCGUGAGUGGGAGGAUCAGAGGCGUCAGCAGGAGCAGCGUUACCAGGAGCAGCUACAGCGUCAGGAGCAACAGAUACGCCAAGAGCAGAUCCAACGCCAAGAGCAGAUCCAACGCCAAGAGCAACUGCAGCGCCAAGAGCAACUGCAGCGCCAAGAAGAGCGCUUCUCGGAGAGCCGCGAGCAGAGCAACACCACCCGGAAUGUGCAGACCCAGCAGCAUUACGAGGAGAACAAGCGCUAUGUGGACAUGGAUAAGGCAUCGCCGGAAUAUCAGCAGCAUGUCCAGCAUCUAAUGUCGCAGCCCGGCGAGAUUAUAUCCAAUACGGUGGAGUAUCCAAAGCCGAAUGUCAAGAUGAUCACCACGGUCAAGCGGCUGCCCGAUGGCACCAUUGUCAAGAACAAGCGCUACGAGACGGAGCAGCUGACUCCCAGUCAAAGUCAGACCACUCACAAUCAGACCCAUAACCAGAAUCAAGUCCACAAUCAGCGACGUGUCCAGCAGGAUGUCCAGGAUCACAGCCAGUUGCGCGAUGUGGUGGACAAUGUGGAGCAGCAGCAGGAGCAGCAUGUGACUCAGUCACAGCAGAGCUCUUUCUCCUCGGUCAAGAAGUCCAGCCGUCGUUUCUCCACGGAAACCACUUCAGAGACUGUCGAAGAGUAUGAUGAUCGUGGUCAGCCCUUGCCCCGAGUCCAGCAGAAGGCUCCAACACAGACUCAGGCACCUUCUCACCAUGCCCCAUCUCCCACAUCCCGCCAGUCACCGGGUAGGGACUUUAGCACCCAUGGCUUCCCAUCGGUGCGUCCGAACAAGCCCACCCAGGAGUAUCCCUCCCAGAGACCCACCACCGAGGAAGUGGUGGUCGUGCGUUCUGAGAAGAGUCGCCAGGUGAAGCAGCAUCAUACCACCAGCACUGAAACAGAGGUCCUGGGCGAUGACUACCAUCCACAGACCCAAUCUACUCCUCAAAAGCUGAGGGAGGCGCCUUCGCCCAACUUCAGUACCCAUGGCUUUCCGUCUGUACGCUCAACUCCGCGUGCAGAUCAGCCCGAUGGUGAGGUGCCAAUGACCACCAGGACAGUCUCUCACAAUCAGAGCGCAAAUCGUAAGACCAACACGGAGCGUAUCAUUGAGACGCAGGUGGAGCAACCGGGCUCACCCCGUACCGUAAGUCCACGUCGAUCUCAGCCACGCGAGGAGGCAGGACCAGCUCCCACCCGCGGACCGGCUGGAAAGCCCAGUCACACUCGGCCAAGCACCAACUCUGGACCUAGUCCAACCACCAAGACAACCGAGACGGUGACGGUGACCCGUAGGCAGCUCCAAAAGGAGCGUGAAGUGGAUGCUGCCCAUCGGGCCUUUGCCGCCUCGCUGCGUAGCAGUUCGCCAGCGGAGAGUACCACAUCGGUGGGAUCCCAUCAUCAGCCGUCCCAUCAUCAGACACCGCGUUCGAGCAUCUCCUCGAAUCGUACCUAUCGACGAGAGAUGCGUGAGGGCUCCCACGAGAGCCAGGCGCCGUCGGAAACAAGCAGGAUUAGCUCUAGCACGGUGACCAGGCAUACGACAGGAGGAACCACUACUAGCACCACCACAAAGACGAGCAAGAAGCCAAGUCCAGUGGUGAGCCGAGGUCCCAGCGAGCCCAGGUCGCCAACACCGAAGGCGGGAGGACGUCACAGCGAGCCAAGAUCGCCCACACCAAAGGCAGGAGGAGCUACAGUGACAACCACAACGACUACGACCACAAGCAGUACCAUUAAGGGAGGUCCAGUGCCAGCUCAAGCUCCAGUUUCACCAGCACCGGCUCCUGCUUCUCCAGCACCAGCACCAGCUCCAGCCAGUCCUGCUCCAGAUAACAAGCUAUCACAGUAUACGUAUACUACCACUAAGCCUGGCGAUAUAUUCUCUCUGCCACCAACUACUCCUCCUACUAUUAACAACGAACCAACACUAACCACCACCACCACCACCAACAAGACAACAACAACAACCACCAACAAAAACCAAGAACCAGCGAAAUCCGUAACAGAAACUAUAGCCGAUACCGAUACCCAGCCGAUCCGCAAGCUCCAGGUGAGCGCCAAUGAGGCAAAGGCGGCGUCGGUGGUGGCGGAGGAGGCGCCCUGUGUCCGUCGUCAUUAUUACCAGCUGGGCCAAGAGGGGGAAGAAGAAGCCCCAAUCGCCGAGUUGGCAGACGGGAGCUCUGGGAUGACCCCUGCCAGCAAGAAGCCGUAUCCGCAAUUGAGAAGGCAGUCCCAGGACGAACCGGAACCUCAGCUAAAACGCAGCUCCAAAUCGCCAGGCGUUCAGAGAGAGACAACCUUCGAGGGUCGUCGUGUCUCCCAGCCGGUAGAGGAGGAUCUGGAUAAGCUGGCUAUCGAGGAGCUGAUCAUUAUCGAGCAGGUUAACGGGGCUCCACGAGCUGAGCCAUCGGUCAGAGCUACUAGUCCCGAGAAGGGUCCUAGGGCCACGCCCAGACAGAGCCCAGAGAAGGAGCAACCGAGCUUCAAGCCAACGCGUGUCCAGCCUCAAGUUUCGCCACGUCAAAGUCCUGAGAAGCAAUUACCCAGGACUCAGACACCUGGCGUAGGUCAACCUGUUGGUGUCCCCUUGCGUCAGAGCCCCGAGAAGCAAGUGCCACGAGCUCAAAGUCCCGAAAAGGGACCUCAACCACGUGUUUCACCACGGCAAAGUCCUGAAAACCAACAGCCGAUGAAGCCCCGUCAGAGUCCCGAAAGGGAGCAUCGAACAGAGGACGACAUUUUCCGUAGCACCAUUACCAAAACCGAAAAACGAACUACCUAUAAUCUUAACGAAGAAUUCCUAACGAACGAACGAGAUCAUCAGACGACUAACGAUAAGGAACCCCAAGCUCCUAAAGAACCAAACGAUGAAGCGCCCACAUCAAAGCCGCUGGAGACCAUUGAGAGUCCAGAUGGUGGUUUCCUGUCCAAGGGAAACGAUGUCGAGUCAGAACCUGAGGAGAACAAGUCGCCUACGUACCGCAAAAAAGGCUUAACACGUCGCGAGACCUUCGAGGAUCGUUGUCGCAAAAUCUUGGGCAUGGAGGAAGAUGGAGACACACAGGGAAACUUUACUCAACGACCAGAGAAUGAACAUGAUGAUGAUGACGAGGAUGACAAAAAGAAUAUCACCCAGACCACCACCAUUGAGACUAUCGAGGUAAAGAUCGAAGAUUGUCCCGAUGACGAUGACGAUGAUCAACCACGUCGUGUCACGGAGACAUUUGUGGUUCGUACUCAGCCCAAGAUUAUGGUGGAUGAAGAGCUACUGGUGGAUGUGACCGAGUCUGAGGAAGUGGAAGUUCUAACCAAGGAAGUUGAGCGUCCUAAAUAUCCCAAUGAGCAGGAGGGCCCUAAAAGUCCAAAGAAGGAGUCAGUUUCCAAGAAUGAAGAACCCAGCAGGUAUCCGACUAAGCCAGAGGGUUCCAGAUAUCCCAAGGCACAGGAGACCCCAAAAUAUCCCAAGGAUUAUAAGACUCCCAGCUUCCCGAAGGAUCAAGAAGGUCCAAGGUAUCCCAAGGAGCCAGAGCAGAAAAGCCCCCAAAAUCCCAAGGAGGACGCGGAGACAAUUAAUAUCAAUGAGGAGACCACUAUUGUCAUAACCAAGGAAGCCGGCUCCAAGUCUCCCACCCCCACCUGGUCACCAUCCCCUGAACGCCGAAUUCCUAAGAAGUCAACGUCACCAACAUCCGCGGUUGAAUCACCCUCUAGUUCUCCCUCCUUUGGCAGGAAGGCUCCCGUCAAGCCGGAGACGAGUUUCGUCACCGAAAAAAUCAUCGAUUGUCAGGGUAAAACCGUUGUCGAGAAGAUCACUCAGAGGACGCGAUCGCCAAGUCCUAGCACAGUCAAGAAGGUUCCUAAGCCCACACAAAAAGUACCAGAAAAGCAGCCCGAGACUGAAUCCGAACCAGAAAAGGAUUCAGAACCGGAGAUAAAGAAGAAAACAAGUGUGAGCAGCAUCACGAAAACCGAAACUGAGCGUCGGAAUUCGCGUACGACAAAGGGAAAGCAGCCCGUGGCAACCAAGGAACCCCGAUCGAAAGUACCAGCUCCGAAGGCUCCUCGCAAGGAUUCCCUAACUGGUCACAAGCGGGACAGUGUAGUGGAAGAGACUCGCACUUCCACUACGACCACAACAACUAGACAGGGUCGUAAGCCUACCGAUACCAACGGUACUACACUAUCCCCAUCAUCCAUCAAGGAUCGCCUACGUUCUUCGCCGCGCAAGCAGAAGACUACACCCCAGCCGCCUCGAACUCCCACUCCAGCACAGUCUCGUGGCCCCGAGGAUAAUGUAGAUGGUGAUUCCACUUCGCCAGAUGCUAGUCCUUCGCGGGUAAGCAACGAACGCCGACGUUCGAGCAACAUUUCCGUGCACACGGAAAUCAUUAUCGAUCACACGGCUCCCAAAUCGCCGAGGACCGAAAGGCGGCCCCAACAGCCAACAGCCACGGCUCCCAGUCCCAUAAGAAAACUUCCGGUAACAGAGCGCAAGGAGUCCGCACCUGUGCCUCGGGUCACCCGACGCGAUAAGACCGAAAAGGUUACUCGUUCCACCAGCGAAAAUAUAAUCAAGGUGAGCAGCGGAGGCACAAAGCCUCACCAUCCCGAGAUGAGUAGCCUGAAGCCCGGUGGGGAGAGGAUUAGACCUAGCAAGUGCUGCACCACCAAGACGAUCAAUCUCAGCGAGCAACGCAUUCACACAAACACCGAUAUCGAGGGAGUAAUCAUCGAUAUUCAGCAGGCGAAGAGCUCGAGGGAACCGUCACCGGAUCGCAUUGUGCCCACCCCAGUGCCUGCGGAAUUGGAGACUGGCAAGCCACGUUACCCGGAUGUUGUGCAGGAGCCAGAUGAUGAGCCUCGUCGCAAGCCACAGGUCACAAAUAUCCCCAUUUUCGAGGAGGAGUCUCAGGCGUAUGUGGGAUGUCAAAUAUCCGAAUUGCGUAGCUCUAAUGGUUUAGAGGUGGACAUUCUGGACAAUCCCACUGUGGAGGCACCCAAGAGUCUGGAUUAUCCGGUAAAUACACCCGAUACGGAUGAAAGCCUAUUGAGUGUCCACGAGAAGGUUUCUCGAUUCACUCACUCCGCCGAAAAGGUAAAGCAGCCGAGAGCUUCAGUUCCAUUUAGCCGGGAGUUCGAUACAAACUCUAAGAUACCGGAGAACGACGACUGUUUGCUGAGCAUCAAUCAAAAGGUGGACAAGUUUUUGCGCACGGCCGAGAACGUUACCAGGCCGGCGUCACUCUCUCCUCGACCGGAAAUAGAAAGACCAAAUCUGGAGGAGAUUGACGAGGAGCUUCUUAGGGACGAUUGCAUCCUAAGCGUGUCCCAGAAGGUGAGCAAAUUUAUCGAUACAGCCGAGAAAUUGGCACCGACCGUGCCACAGAAAUCGCCGCGUCUGGUUGCCAACAUCGAACGUCACAUUUCAAGGCAGAGCGAGCCAGAGCGGGAUCUGGAUGAGGAAUCGGAACCAGAGCUGGAGCGGGAGACAGAUCAGGAGGAUGGCCAGACUAGCCAGCUGGAGGAGGAGGAGGAAAUCAGCCGAACGGUAACCAGAAAGGAGACCAUUAGGGAAGUCAGGCAGCAGGAGACUAGAGAGACAACCCGACGGGACUCCAAAGGAGAACCUGAAAAGGCUUCCAAGAAGGUACCACAAAAAGAAACCCAAGUGAAGCCGAAAGAGGAAAGGACUAAGGAGCCCAAGUAUCCGGCCAACUUGCCCCAAAAAGUGUCACAGCAACCUCAAAGGGUUAUCAGCCAAAAGGAGCCGAAGGAGCCUAAGCCAACUGCAGCUCCAACCAAGUCCAAAGGUGAGCCGGAAAGGUUACCCAAAAGGGAGCCCAAGCUCACACAAAAGGAACCCGAACGGCUGACCAAAAAGACACCAGAGAAGGAACCGCGCAAAGAUUCCCUAAAGCAACCUGAGGAAGAGUUCGAACUUUCACCUGAAGAUGAAGAAGAAUUCGGCGACGAGCCUUUGCCCAUGACCAAGACGCACACCACAACCAUAGAACUGAAGCGUCAGAAGGACAUUCUCAGUCGUCCUUCGGUAUUUAAUCAACGCACACCAGAACGCAGGCCGCCGUCGUCACCAACCAAGAUGAAUGGAAGCCGAGGCCGACCAAGUCCAAGCACCAGUUUAAUUACCGAGGAAAAAAAAUCGUACAGAAAUCAGGUGACCAAUGUUAAUAAGCCGGGACCUAGGAAGACCUCUACUCCUUCGGUUACUCCCUCUGCCCAAUCCCCGUCGACAGCAAAGACCACCAGCAGUUCCAAGCGCAUGGAGCACAUUACCCAACAACAAUGGGUAGUCCAAGAUGUGGAUGUAGACGUAGAAGAAGUGGGACCUGCACCUCCCACCCAUACAACCGAGAAACCACAAAGAACCAGCAAAUCUCCAACACCAUCGUCACGAUCGCCAUCGCAAUCUCCCUCCCGAUCGCCCAGUAGACGAACCACCUCCAACAACUUGACCACGACAACCACCACCACCACCACUGAGCACCGUCACCUGCACCCGAGCACUCCCACCACUACCAAGACAACUGGCCCCAAACCGACCUCGACUCUGACUAACCCAACCAAAGCCGAACCCGAAAUCACACCCAUUGAAUCUGUUACAGAGAAAAGCACUACCAUCAUUACCACCACGACGAGCACCACAGGACGUAAUGUGGCCAACCGCAGAAAUGUGUUUGAACCAGCACAGGAAUCUCCUACGGGAGAGUCCGAGCAACCCGCCGGACGUCGUCCCUCGUACAUGGACCACACAAAGAGCUCACUGGAGCAUAUCCGUCGUGAUUCCCUGGAGAUUAAUAAGAGCCACUAUUCGAGAAAGUCAUCCGUGGAAGAUGAUUCCCCUAUGGAACCACGAAAUCCCAACACCGCUGUAAAGUUUGAUGUGCCCCGAAAGACACCAACGCGAGGCGGGGAAGAGCCAAGAAAGACAUCUCUAAAGGGUAAAGAUGAUGAAUCCGAUUUAGACGUAGAAAUCGAGGAAAUCUUCGAUCUGCAGCGACUGGAGCAACUACUGGAGACAGUGGCCAGUUACGAGAUGCGUCGCCGGAUACGCGCCCAGAUGCGUCUGAUACGCAAGAACAUGAUCAAUGCGGGGACUACAACCAGUAGCCACACCAUUACCACCACAACAUCAACCAGUUCGGGCAAGAGUUCGCCACUUCCCAAGAAGCGUGAGCCGAGUCCUUUGGCCAGUCCGGAAACAAAGACGACCAGCAGUAGCCUGAAGGAAGUGCGCACCAGUACGAGUCGCCGGCAGCAGCGGGUGGAGCAGGUGGACAGCAAAACGUCUUCACAGGGAAAGACUUCCCCCUAUGGCAAGCCGCCAGUGAAGCCCAGGGAAAGGAGCGCCAGUCCGGCUCAAAAACGUCGUAUUAGUCCGCCUGGCAAGUCAUCUCCGGCUACCACCAAGGUCACCACAAUUACCACAACCACAUCCUCUCGUGGAACGCCAUUAAAGUCAACACAAGGACCCAUUUGGGCUGAUCGUUCCAAGGUGCUUAAGGGUCACGCCGCGGUUCCCCAGACAAAUGGCAACAGCACAACCCCACGCAAGGGAUCCACUUCCAGCACGACCUCAUGCAGUGGCAAGGUCACGCGCACAAUGACCAGUUCCAGUACCAUCACCAGCUCCAGUAGUAGUAGCACAAACAAGCGCAACAAGCCACGCGAGGAGGAUUCCAUUACCUCCAGUUACGGCGUGGGACCCACCGAUGAAAACGGACUGCCGCUCUUCGGGAUUCGUGCGCUCAAGAAGAAGACGACGCCACCGGUGACGACGACGGUACAGGAACCCUGUGAGACCAAGCAAGAAGUCACAGGCUAUGUGAUCGAGGAGCAGUUCUACUCGGAUAACAAGUCCCCACCGCGUCACGAGCGUAAGGAGCUGAUCUACUCGAGCAAUGCCGAUGAGCUGGCUGCCAUCAAGCAACAGCUUCAGCAGGAGGACGAGAAGGACUACACACCGCCGGAACUGGACUCCAGGGUGGUGAGAGAAUUCAAGAAGGUGGAGGCCCAGUCGCAAUCGCUGCCCGAAGAUGCCAGAUAUGUGCGUCGCGGUUCGGUGAAGGAGCUUAGCGAGAAGUUCAUACGCAAGGAAUCCUCCUCCUCCACCCACUCGACAACCGUCCAGUCGUUGGCCAGGAACGAGGAUGAGACCGAGGAGGAUAGCGAGUCCAAUGAGGUGUGCAGCGUGAUUGAGGCACCACCACAGAUGCGUCAGAAUCAGAGUCAUGUCACCAGCAGCAGCACCACAAGGUCCAGUAACACACGAUCCUUCCUCAACAGCAGUGCUGAUCAGCGUCAGGUGACCAGCGUGGAUGAUGUCCUUGAGAGGAUGCGCAAUGCGGAUAAUGUUGAGGAGCCCGGUGACAGCAGCGAGGAUCGCGAGGCUCGGGCCUUGCUCAACAAAUUCCUGGGGGCCAGUGUGAUCAUGCAGGGAGUGGAGAGCAUGCUGCCACCCACGGCCACAGGUCAACGUUUAAACACUCAAGGGGUGAAGACCACGCGGAUAACCCAUAACUAUAGCAAGUCCGGCAAUAACAGCUCCAGUACCUCCAGUACUGAGGUCAGCAGCUCCUCAGCACCAGUUACACGCACAACUUGUGACAUCGAGGAGAUUUGGGACGAGCAGGUCCUAAAGCAAUUGCUGGAACAGGCGUCCACCUACGAGGAGCGUCGCAAAAUCCGUGCACGUCUACGCGAACUUAUGGCGGAACGCGAAGAUCAAAAAAGCUCGAAGCAGGAGAAGGAGGAGGAGGAGAGCAGCGCCAGCGAGUAUGAGGAGAUCAUCGAGGAGGUAACCGACUACAGCGACGAGGAGGAAGAGGAGCAACCGCCCAAGAAGGAGGAGCCCAAAAAGGAGGUGGCCAAGAAAGUGGUGACCCCAAAGGAGGUGACCACUAGCACCACCAAAAAAGAGGUUACCCAAAAGGCUGAGAAGAAGGAAACUGCCACCGCCACAGCCACCUCCACCAAGUCCACUAAAGUCGUCGAGAGUGUUGGCAAAAAGUUGGCCAAAGUUGAACUGGCCAGUAGCUCCGCCUCCACCUCCAGCACCACCACAGACGGUGUUGUCCAGGUGCAGGGUGAGUCUCUGCCUGCAGCACCGACCAAAUCAGGACCAGCAGCAGCAGCAACAGCAACGAGCAGCAGUAGCUUAGGUAGUAGGAAACGCAGUAGUCUUAGCAGUAGCCAGGUUAGCACAGUGGUUAGGGUCAGGGACAAAGCCAACAGCACAGAGACAAUGCCAGUCACGACGGGAUCAUCGCCAUCACCAUCAUCACCCUCCGCUCCGGGAACGGCAACGACAGCCCGGCUUAGUGUUCCCUCGAAAGAGGACUCUGGCACGGAAAGCGGCGAGGAUUUGCGCCUGCUGGCUGCUGGAUUGCGGGACACCCUGCAGCAGCGCAGCAGCGGUAGUGAUGCCAGUGAAGCCAAUCGUAGUCUCGUCGAGGAAGUGACCGAUGCCUUAAGCCGCCUGGAGAGCAGCCUGAAGCAGGGCAAAGAGCUGGCCGUCGACGGUGGCCAGCGGCAGGCAUUGCUCGGCCUAGUGGCCCGCCUCCAGAGUGGACUCAGUGCGCCAGAGAAAUUGGCCGACCAGAAGCCCACGUCCCAGGCCGAAGAAGUCGAUCCAACGGCGGAUAGUCCAGAGCCAGCGGAAUCGUCCGACUGCCGGCAAUCGCGUUUCGCCAAGCGACGUCAACGGAACAGUCGCCACACAGUGGGCGUGAGCAGAGAGGAACUGGCCGAUGCCAGGCGCUAUAUGGAGGAUAUGCUGAUGCUGGAGGGCAAGGAGUUUGCCCUGGCCAAGACGCCCAGCUCUGGGGCGGUAGGGCCAGCGCAACUCUACAGACCCAAUCAGUUUGUGGCGGCACAACAGCAGCUGCAGCACCAGCAACAGGCACAGCCACAGCCAGAAUCCCCCAAGGUUAUACCAGCCGUAAGUCCCCUACAAAGUCCAUCACAGCUUAGGCCCAAUCCAACCAACAGGCGACCCCUGUCCGGGGAUUAUGCCGUAAGCUUUGCCAGCUAUGAGGCAGCACAAAACUCGCAGAACUCGAGUCCCGAGGGAACUGGAACGUCGCCCAACUCGAACUCGCAAUCCAACUCGAACUCGAAUUCUAGCUCCAAUUCCAGUCGCUUUGGCGGCGGCAAGAGGCACAUGAUGAAGCGAGCCAAUACCAUUGAUAUACCGAAGGCUAAGGCCAAGUAUAUGGCGGAUUGUGACUCGGACUCGGAUCUUGAGGAUGAUCAGGGUCCCCAUUUGGGUCUCAAGCGGGCCGUCCAGGUGAGCGUCAAGCGACGCGUUCACAACGCUGUUCCGCCAUUUGAACCGAAAACGGAGAACGAUCACAAGUUUUUGGCGUUUAUUAACAAGCAGAGUCACCAGACCGGUCUGGGUUGGGGCGGCAGUGGUGGCCGGAGUGUGUCCAACUGGACGCACAAGUUUGGCAACAUUAAGCAUACCUUUGAGACGGGUGCCGCGGCAACGGUGACCAAGGGUAAGCCACCGCCAGUGCCGGGUCAUGUGCCCGGUUGGGCCAAGCAGGAGCAGAUGCAUCAUCAGCAAUUGCAACGAGAGCAGAUGCAGCGAGAGCAAAUGCAGCGAGAGCAGUAUCAGCGAGAGCAGUAUCAGCGAGAGCAGAGGCAGAGGGAACAGAGAGAACAAAGGGACUUUAAGCAGAGGGAUCAAAUCCAGCGAGAGCAGAACCAAAGAGAGCUUUCCAAACGUGAGCAAUCCCAGCGAGAGCAACUCCAGCGAGAGCAAUUGCAGCGCGAGCAGUUGCACCGUGAAAAGCUUCAGCGAGAACAGCUACAACGCGAGCAACUCCAGCGAGAACAGUUGCAACGCGAGCAACUCCAGCGAGAACAGUUGCAACGCGAGCAGCUUCAGCGAGAGCAACUCCAGCGAGAACAGUUGCAACUGCAACAGCAACAACAGGCCGCCGCCGCUGUACAAAUCGAGCGGCAACGUCGCCAGGAACUGGAACGUCAACUGCGAAUCGAGCAGGAAGCGCGCUACGAGCGAGAGGAACGCACUCGCCUGGAGCGGGAGUAUUACGAGCAGCAACUGCAGCGUCAGCAGCAGGAGCGUCAGCAGCAGCUGGAUCGACAGCGCCAGCAGCAAGAGCAACUCGAGCGUCAGCGUCGGCAGGAGAUGGAGCUGCGACUGCAGCAGCAACGUGAACAGGCGGCCCAGGUCAACAACUUUAUACAUGCCCCACAGUCCGUCUUCCGGCCCAUUGAGCAUGAGACUCCCAGCCAGCCGGGCAUCUACAAACCCAUUGCCCAGAAAUCUCAACCGAAUCCGGCCAUUUGGAAGCCACCAACGCAGCAGCAGCAGCAGCAGUUGCAAGCGCCACAAUCGCAGCAACAUUUGCAGGCCAGAUCCGCAGGCACAUCCUACAGCAAUACACCCUCUCCCUCAUCCACGGCGGCCACAUCACCCAUCGGCCUGCCCUGGGUGGCCAAGCCCAAGGUGGACAAUAGCGAUUUCCGUCGGAAGGCACACCACUUUGAAGAGCGCUCCCUGAGAGACAAUUUAGAGCAGCAGCAGCAGCAGCAACAACAGGGACCCUCAUAUCAUCCCAAUGGCAAUCAUGUCUAUCUGCAGCGACACAACUCCCUGCGUUCCAAGGCAGCACCACCGGCGUUGAGUGAGUUUAAAAAGCGGCCAUCCCUGCCCAAUGCCAUGGACCCUGGGGUGGCACCAUCCCAUCCGCCCCAUCAUCAGCAGGCUUAUCAGGCUCCACCGCCGCCCACGAAUAUCUCCUUUACCUAUGCCGAUUUUCCACCAGUUAGGCGACAUGCCGGCGCCAGUGCCCAUAAUUAUCGUAGUCAGCCGUGUCUGACGAGUGCCGUGGAGCAGGCCGAGGCACUGACCAAUCCCCUGGCAGCUCCUUUGGUUCUAACCAGCUCCAAUCCCACCUACCUGCCGCCGCCGUCGUCUCAGUCGCAGCCGACGAGGAGAUUCGAUUACAUUAGCAGUCCCAUAGAUGUGGAUGCCGAGAGUCCGCCGAAUAGUCCCACCAGCUUUAUGACCAUGCCAAAUCCCGCUUUGAUGACGGACAACACGGACGAUGAUCUCGAUUUGGAUUCGGACAACAAUAUGCUAGAAUAUCGUGCCGAAACCAAGGUGAUGAGGAAGCCACGCAGCCAGACUGCAGUAAGAGUGGCGGAUCGUAGGAAUGCCCAUAUGAGCGAUGAUGAGGUCUAUGGUCGGAACUCGAGGGCGGCCAAGUCGUUGCUAUACACCAUGAAGCAGCUGGGACCGGGAGCUCCAAUUAGCGGUGGAGGAGCAGGAGGAGGAGGAAGCGGUUCUAACCACCAUCAUCACAAGAGGCAACCUUUGACGGCUCCGAGUUCUCCAAAAUCGGGUUGCUUGUCACCCGAUGGACGUCAAUAUCAGGCUCCGCUUGUGGAACCACUUUUCCCGCAACUAAGCACCUUUGAGGCCAAGCGGCAACCGCAGUUUACACCGAAUACGCCACCGGCAGGGCCACCACCGAUGAAUUAUCAGGCGAAUCCCACCUAUACGCCGCCCAGGACUCAGACCCAGAGUCAGGUUCAGGAUAAUGCUAGCUCUUAUUUGGGUGAGACUCAAACCUCGUAUGUGGUGACCUAUCCUGUGGAGGAUUCGGGCGACGAACCCGAACCCGAGUCUUUGGCCAUGUCGUUGAGUCACCAGCAGCAGCGUUUGCGCCGCACCUCGGAGCACUCGAAUGCCAGCUCCUCGCUAUCACUGGGCAGCACUAGCUGGACAGCAAAUCCAGUACAUAAUACGGUUACCGGAUCGGUUGCUGUCUCUGUACCUGUAAUUUCCACAGGACCACCAGUGGAUCGUAGCACAAAGCCACAGUUAAGUCAACCAACGGGCAAGAAGGUGGGAAAUCAAGGGCCUCAACAGGUGCCUCAUCAGUCUCAGCAGGUGCCUCAGCAGUCUCAGCAGGUUCCUCAACAGCCUCAGCCAGUGCCUCAUGGAAUACCUCACCCGAAAUCUCACGAAAUACCUCACUUACCACAGCAAGUGCCUCAAGGAAUGCCUCACCAAAGGCCUCAGCAGUUACCCCAACAGUUACCAAAACAAUUACCCCAACAACUACCCCAACAGUUACAGCAACAGCUACCCCAACAACUACUCCAACAGGCACCUCUAACCACCAACAACAACAGGCCCAAGUUAAGCACUCGAAGCCAUACCAUUCAAGGUGACAACAGCUAUGAGAAUCGUCCUCUACAGAAUCGUAUAAUGUCACAGCAAACCCUCAUCACCAGUAACUCCAACUCUACACAGAAGUUCCAACAGCAGAAGGAGCACAUAAGCGAACUGCGUCGCAAGAGCCUAGGCAAUGUCCUGGAGAGCAGCCAGCGUAGUGCCUACUUUGAGCAAGAGUACAAGUCCUCGGCGCCUUCAGACACACCUGACAUAGUCAAGUCUUCGCUGCCCAAGGAAGAUGCGCCGCUUCUUAAGAAAUUUGGACCACCUCAGCGUCAUCAUUAUGUGCCCAAUGCGUAUCAGAGUCCGCAGCUGAACAAGCAGGGGGGCAGCAGUAGUAGCACCACUAUAACCAGUAGUACCUCCAGCACAACCACCGUGGUCCAACAGCAGAACAAGCCCAGUAUAGUGGAAACCCCGGCAACGCCACAGCCUCAAGUGCCACCCGAGGACGAGAUACCCCACAAUAUAGUCUUUAACAACGUAAGCGCCUUUACCUCGCUAAGCAGAAGGAAUCUCACCGAAGAGGAUCACCAUCAACAGCAGCACGGAUCACGGGUUAACCGAUUAAGUAAAUGCGAUUCCUGGAAUCAAAUCUGUCAGCUGCAGACCAGUCCCAAUCCCAGUGCCAAGUAUAAUCAACCCAAUGCCGCCAGCAGCUCUUCGCCCGGCGAACUGAGACGCACCAAGUCCGGCCAUUCGCUGGCCGUGCCCAAGCUGUACGAGGCGGGCAUAGACAAGUCCCAGGUUAGCGAGAAGCAACGCACCGUGGCGGCCUAUUUCUCGGGACAAAAGUCACCCAACCAAAUGGAGGAGCUGCGUUCCACAACCACAUCCAUAACGAGUAGAAAGUCUGCGAUAAAUCGAACCAAAACCAGCGAGAAACUAUCGGCAGCGGCACGUAAAUCGCUAAGUUCCCUGACGACCACCUCCAAUGGCAACAUGUCAUCGGUGGGACUGGGCAGUAGUAGUAGUAGCAUGAUGCAGCAGCAGCAGCAUCAAUCCUCCUCGAUGAUGAUGGGCGGUGGCCUCAGCCGGAGUGCCACCAUGCCGCACAUAGCCAAUCUGAAUUUGCUGGACGAGAGCAAUGUGGAGGAUGCCUUCGAGCAGCUAAUGAUGGCAGCAGCUGCCCAGCAGAAGAGCUCCACGACCAGCGAACAGCGAACGGAAACCAAGUCCAAGGAUGGCGGUGCCACUGUGACCACAACAACCACAAAGGUCACCACUCGCACUGUUAGCGGCAACGCCGCCUCCAAAAACAUCUCGCCCUUGGCCAAAUUCAAGCAACUGGACAAGCAGGCAGCUGCCCAGCAGGCCCAAAAAUCAUCUCCAACAACAAGCACACCCACGACCCCCGGCGGUUCGGCACAACCGUAUUUCAAAUUUACCGAUCCGGCAUUAAAUGCGCGCGCCGCCACUGUCAAGGAUCAACUUCUGCAGUGGUGUCAGCAUAAAACGCAGGAAUAUGAGAACGUCCAAAUAAGCAACUUUAGCUCGAGCUGGUCAGACGGCCUGGCCUUUUGUGCGCUGAUACACCAUUUCUUGCCAGAUGCAUUUGAUUACACAAAACUAACCAAGCAGACGCGCCGACACAACUUUGAGCUGGCCUUCAGCGUUGCUGAUGAGAAGGCUGGCAUAGCACCCUUGCUGGACGUGGAGGACAUGGUGGAGAUGAGUCGCCCCGACUGGAAGUGUGUGUUUGUCUACGUGCAGAGCAUAUAUCGCCGGUUCCGCAACUGCCAGUAGUAUCUGGCUAUAUAUACUUUAUAUAUUAGAUCCCAUCAAGCUAAAGUCCAAGUCAACUCAACAGCAGCAGUAACUCAAUAUAAAUUUUAAGCAUACCUCUCAAAACCCCUUUUGGCAUUUCGUGUUGGAACGCACACUAACCCGUAAUCUCCAGAUAUACACAUAUAUAUAUAUAUAAAUAUUUAUCAGCAAGUCAAGACCCAACUUAAGAUCCUGCAAAUAUCUAACUGUAUAUUUCGUUCAGCGCAAGGCUAUCGUCGAGCAUUAUGACUCAGCCGACUCAUUUAACACUUUGUACGUUUUUUGUGUUUUGUUUUACUUUUUUUUGACCAUUAUUAUUAUUAUUACGAUUUACGCAUUAUUAUCUUUUUGUUAUCGAACUUGAAGCAGAAACUUGUGCAUUAAUUGUUAUUUUUAUAUAAUAUUAUUAUUAUUAUUAUUAUUAUUUUGUCAUAAUUUUAAUUGUGGAGAGAAGAAAGAAGCAGUGCUGUUACUAACCCCUGCCUGGCGGUCAUCGGUUCAAGGAAUAAUAUAUGGAUAAUGGAUGAUAAUCCUCAGCUUCUAUACGACCCGGUGCCGUCGCUUACAUUGAUGAAUUACUGUAAUAAUAAACAUAUAUUCUAUGUACGUACGUGUAACGAGAACGAAACAUUUACUAACCGAUGGCAUUAUUGAAAAGGCCGCAAAAAGAAAUCAAGAUAAAAAAACAAG
Messenger RNA from Drosophila kikkawai, 17146 nucleotides. RefSeq names its product smoothelin-like protein 1. Gene Ontology annotation, cellular component: microtubule organizing center; filamentous actin. NCBI's taxonomy places the organism in Eukaryota, Metazoa, Arthropoda, Insecta, Diptera, Drosophilidae. Gene Ontology annotation, biological process: actin cytoskeleton organization. The record is from RefSeq and is a predicted model, not a curated record. Gene Ontology annotation, molecular function: protein binding.